AUGAAGUGUCUUUCGGCGCUCCGCCAUGUGCAGUGCGUAAGAUUCAUGCAGGUGGCGGCACAGGUAUCGAAGAGGAUCAGUCCUGUGCAGAAUGCACAGGCAGCGUACCAAUCGCUUCCACCUGGGACGCAGAGCGCGAUGCAGAACGCACGGGAAAAGGCAGAUCUGGGGGAAGAGGACCUCACAUUGAUAUCUCAAUGUAAUAUACGAAACUCCACCGUGCUGCGGGGCGCGGUUCUGCAGUAUUUUAAGACAUUCGAACAGUACGGCGCAGUCAAAAAGGUUGCAGCACGAUUGUUGAUGGAACCUAACGGGGACUUCCGUGGAGAUCUCACGUUAGCUGAGACGAAACUGUACUUGGAGUCGCUGGUGGAGCUGCGGCAGUUCGCCGAUGCGGUGCAGGCGGUGGAAAAAAUGAUACGGCAGUCUGCUCUGCGAUCUCCAUGGCAAGCCCACAAGCUUGUCUGUGUGUUGUUCACGAGACUGUGGGCGCACAUUCCACCGCAGGAGGUGUUAGCAUAUCUUGCGUCGAUGCUGCGGGCAUUACACGGGACCUGCAGUUUCGGUCCUCCGUGGGUGAACACAGACAUCGUGAAGCUGUUUUUCCAUUUCUUCCGGGCGUUUCCCGAGAUCGAAAGCUACCAACAUCAAGCUCUUUCGCUUAUUGAGUCUCAGCUUGAUGCGUGCGCUGCAGCAGAGUUUUCUUCAACGCUACUGCAGAUACACCUGGUUCAUAGAAGGUUCCAAUUGUGUGAGCAGGUAUGGAAGUACAAGGUUCAGAAGAAGUUCCCCACUACCAGUGCGGAUCUGACCGCUAUCAUGGAGGCAUAUUCGCACAAAGGAGAUUGGCAAGGUGUAGUCGAUCUUUACGAAUCGCAUUCAUCUGUGCGUAACUUGAGCAAUCAUUUUGAACUAAAGUUGUAUGCGCACGCCCGAUUGCAUGAUUGGCGUAAUCUGAAGGAUUCAUUCAACUGUUUAUUCGGUCUCGGUAAGCUUCCCUCCCUGGAACACUACAGCGUGGUCAUGCUGGCUCUGGCUCAUAAUGGAAACACAGAUCUGGUGGAACAACUGUAUCUGCAGCUUUUACGGAGAGGUCUUACGCCCACUAACGCGAUAUUGAGGUCCAUGGUUUUGGCCGGCUAUAAAGCGGGAGAUCUAUCCCGUGCUGUGAAUAACUUUGAACUCUUUAAACACAAUGGGAUAAAACCCACAUCUGGUGAUUACCUUUUACUUCUGCGCGUGUACCGUCGACUGGGAGAUCUCGAGCUAUCAUUCAAAGCUUUGCGUCGUUUAACACAGGAGAGUUAUACGUUGUAUGACAAACACUUUGCGUGUAUAAUCGACACCUGUGCAAAAACAUGCAGUCACGGCGUUGCCAGUGAACUAUUUAAGCUCAUGGAAGAGCACUAUGGUGUGACCGCCACGGGCCAUAGCGUUUCAUCUCUCAUGCGUGUCUAUCUUUCUUCAAUGCUACCUCAGAAGGCCGUCAACCUGUUUAAAAUUUACUCGAACAAGCCCCUGGAUAGUAAGUUCCUGCUGUAUCCAGUAUUACUUGAGGCUUAUUUGCAACUGAGAAACUAUAAAAGAUUUGAAGAAACGCUCAAAGAAUUUACGAGUAUUGAGCAAUCAUCAUAUUUAAACGUGUGUGAAGUAACGAUCCGGUAUCUAGCAGAGCACAAGCACGACACUAAGGCAGCAGAAGCGGUUCUAGACCAAUUUAUUAAAAAAAACCCUUCCUCUAUUAGGGCAAAUUUAUUUGAACCCAUUUUAAAGGAAUACGAUCGGACUCAGGAUACAGAUGCGUCGCUUGCGCUAUUCAAAAACAUGGCAGAAUUGAAAGUGGCAAUGUCGACUAAAACGCUAUUGUAUUUAUUGAAGUCAACUUUUAAGAGAUCCUUGAAAACGCAUCAAGAUCUUAAUGACUACGUGGAAUGGUCUAUCAACAUACUAAAGCGUGUACGUGACAAGAAUAUUAUAAUGGAGAACUCCUUUCUUUACCCUGCAGUUGUAGCAUAUCCUGUGAAAAUGCUGGCGAAACAUCACCACCCAAAUACUGCAGUGCGACUACUAACAGAAUAUUAUGAAAUUUUCGGCAAAAAAAUACCUAGAAGCGAUGAAAGUAUUGUGGUAACCAAGGCGUUGAUGGUAGUUGCUGGUGAAGCCCAAAAUUGGCAGGAAUUCGAAGAACACUACUCCAACUUAAUGGAAAAAAUUAGUAAAAUGAAAGGUCCGGAGAACAAAGUUCAGGACAAUAAAAGGAUUAGCAAUGUCUUAUUCGGUGUACUUGGUUAUAAAAUGGAAUCUAUGCAAGCUACCGGUAAAAUUCAAGAAAUACCCUCUGUUCUACAGGAAUAUGAACAAAUGGGGUUGAUUUUAACCAACAGUAUGUGGAAUAAAAUCAUAAAGACAUUGGUGAGUGACGAUAAAACAAUCAAGCUAGGAAUCGGCUUCGCUAACGAAAACUUCAUUCAAGGCUAUUCAUUGCGUAACGCUAAUAAGUUGAUACAGACAUCUGAUGAACAGUUCUUGUCUCCAUUCCAGAAACAUAUUAAGGAGAGACAGAAAGUUAACCCUAAAGCAUUUAAACCAAAGAAGUACCUGAACUACUCAACAUACUGUGAGAUUGCAAAAUCUCUGGAUGAGUACCUCAAUCGCAGAUGUGAUCAAUUGGACGAGGAAGUAGCGCAAUUGACAAACACCUACCCCCGGUUUAUGAAGCGAUAUCUAAGGCGCUCUCGUAAUGUACGGAACUGGCGCGAUUUUGAACGUAGGCAUAACAAUUUCUUUGAGCAUCUACACAUGCAGAACGAACUACUUCUGCAAGCUCUCUGA
This is a messenger RNA of Eremothecium gossypii ATCC 10895, 2832 nucleotides long. It is a transcript of the gene PET309, whose product is annotated as Pet309p. The record is from RefSeq and is marked provisional. Gene Ontology annotation, molecular function: protein binding. Lineage: Eukaryota; Fungi; Ascomycota; Saccharomycetes; Saccharomycetales; Saccharomycetaceae. The transcript has a single exon. The coding region runs from base 1 to 2832 and encodes 943 amino acids.